Papaver somniferum (opium poppy) is the source of this 1449-nucleotide messenger RNA. Its product is annotated as putative uridine kinase C227.14. Gene Ontology annotation, cellular component: cytoplasm. The coding region runs from base 193 to 1149 and encodes 318 amino acids. Gene Ontology annotation, molecular function: kinase activity; ATP binding. The transcript has 12 exons. NCBI's taxonomy places the organism in Eukaryota, Viridiplantae, Streptophyta, Magnoliopsida, Ranunculales, Papaveraceae. The record is from RefSeq and is a predicted model, not a curated record.
AACAUGUAUCAUACAAGCCCAUGAAAGAGAAACACGUGGUAUCAAAGCCAACAGCGUGGAGUCGUGGACCUUAACAGUUCCUUCUGUUUUCAAAUUACAUGGUAGAAAAAAUCUCAAUCUUAAUCCAGACCUGAUUAAUUAUCUUAUCUUAGAUCGAAUUACUACUUAAGCUAAUUCCUUUUCCUCCCACAAAUGGAAAUCUCAAGUUUCUCAAAAUCAAAUACUCAUUACUUUCCUUCUCCACCACCAUCAUCAUCAUCAUCAGCUUGUAGAUCGGAUUCGUUGUUGCUAUUCAAUAGAAGACAUUUUCAAUGUCGUCAAUCCUAUCUCUCUACUCAACCAAUCAGAAUCAAAACAAUAUUAAGAUUAAAAUCAUUUUCUCCCGCUAAAAAUCGAUUCAAGGUUUCAUCAAGCCAAAGUAAAGAAACUCCAGUAUUAGAGGCCAGUUGUAUAGAUGAGAUAUAUGAUGCUUUAGCUGCUCGACUUUUUCCUACAUCAGCAAUGGAAUCAAAUCCUAAUUCUAAGUAUAUCGUAGGCAUAGCUGGUCCACCUGGUGCAGGAAAAUCCACUGUAGCAUCUGAAGUAACUCGACGAAUAAAUAAGCAAUGGCCACAAAAGGCGUCUGGAGUUGGUAUAGAUGCAGUUAAUCCUCCAGAUUUUGCUAUUGUGCUUCCCAUGGAUGGGUUUCAUCUUUUCCGUCACCAGCUGGAUAAAAUGGAGAAUUCUGAAGAAGCUCAUGCAAGGAGAGGAGCCCCAUGGACAUUUGAUCAAGAAUUGCUAUUAAAAUGUCUCAGGUCUCUAAGAAUCGAGGGAUCAGUUUACGCUCCAUCCUUCGACCAUGGUGUUGGAGAUCCAAUAGAAGAUGAUAUAUUUGUGACCCUUCAGCACAAGCUUGUGAUUGUGGAAGGUAAUUAUUUGCUUUUGGAAGAAGGUGCUUGGAAAGAAGUUUCUUCUGUAUUUGAUGAGAAGUGGUUCAUUGACAUUGACAUUGAUACAGCAAUGCAAAGAGUACUAAAGAGGCAUAUUUCAACAGGAAAACCUCCAGAUGUCGCUAAAUGGCGGAUUGAUUAUAACGACCGGCCCAAUGCAGAGCUUAUAAACAAGUCGAAAAAGAAUGCAGACCUGAUAAUCAGGUCAGUGGAUUUGUAGUUAUGAAUGCCAUGGAAUGAUUAAAAGAAAUAAAUCAAGGAAGAGAACUAUCUGAUUGUAAUUAUUCAUAAAUGGAUGAUGGAACUAUUCUUCCCCAUGUCAUGGUAAAUCAUUUGUUCUUCAGUGUAACCUAAACAAAAAACAAUAAAGUAGAUUAGCACUAAGCACAUUGCAGUAAUUUUCCAUCUACAUACCCGAAAACCAUCGUCUUUACCCCACUAUCUAAUAUUUCUCAUGUUAUGUUACAAAUGAUGAACACUUAAAAUGUGGAGUGAAACAAUACUUUUCUCAUUUUUGUUA